AUGCGUUUCUGGGUAGUUUGGCUUGCAUUAGUGGCCUCGUGUAUGGGCCUCAAAGCGUUGCCUGUUUUGGUGGCUUCCCAUAAGGUUGUUCCUGGUCUCAAGAGUGAGAUCUCCACCGAUAACUCACACAUUCACAAUAUCACAUCGGUCACAAACAUGGUCAAGAAGCUAAUAACGCAAUGUUCUGCUGACGAGUACAUCAUCAUAAACCAACCUGGCUUGUCUUACACUGAUUUGACUGAAAAUAAGAAGGACGAUUGGAGUUUGAUCAGAAAGUACUUGAUCCUAGCAUCCACCAUUAUUGGCUUACCAAGAGUAGCAGAACCUUUGGAUCUCGACUACAUAGAGAGGUACAUCAUUAGAAAUUGUGAUGCUGAAUUGAUCAAGGUGGUUAACGAUGACGAAAACGAGGUUCGACCAUAUUACGAUGUUAGAGCCAGAGUAAUCCGGAUCGACUUGAGUCCUCUUCCCGAGGAUGCAGAGGAAAGGUCAGCAACUAUUAGGGAGCAUGAUGACUUGAUUAGAAAGAUUAUCCGCAAACUUCCUUCUCCCCACUACAACAUUAUCAUGACUAGCUCCACCCUUUCGUCGUUCCAUCCUGUCCCAGCUUCUGCCAUGAAAAAGUACCCAAAGGACUUUGAAAUAUUCAAUGAUAUUGUCAAUGACCCCAGCAGACUGGAGGAAAUUGAGCGCAACAACAAUUUCCACAAGGUCGAGCCGUAUAAUCACGUCAACAAACAUACCAACGAAAGAUACUUGAAGAAUAAGAAGAAGGAUGAAAUCCACCUAUUCGACAAUGAACUAUGGGUAAAGCAUGAAAGAUUGGUUACAACUAUACUUGUCAUGGUUGCCACAUUAUUCACUAUGAAAACAAUUAAUGUGGUGAACGCAUUGAAAUCCAAGAUAACUAAAAAGAAGGCCGCCAAAAGUAACGGCAAAGGAAUUAUAGCAAAAAAGCAGGAUUAG
This is a messenger RNA of Suhomyces tanzawaensis NRRL Y-17324, 966 nucleotides long. It is a transcript of the gene BIG1, whose product is annotated as Big1p. The record is from RefSeq and is a predicted model, not a curated record. Gene Ontology annotation, biological process: (1->6)-beta-D-glucan biosynthetic process; fungal-type cell wall biogenesis. The transcript has a single exon. The coding region runs from base 1 to 966 and encodes 321 amino acids. NCBI's taxonomy places the organism in Eukaryota, Fungi, Ascomycota, Pichiomycetes, Serinales, Debaryomycetaceae. Gene Ontology annotation, cellular component: endoplasmic reticulum membrane.